GGCUCGGAGAGUGACUGCGCCUCGAAAUUCCAGCAUAGAAUGGGCGGUGGGUGAAGGAGCGGCCAUGGCGGGAGGCAUGAAGCCCGGCUCGGGGCCGUGUCAGCGGUGUCGCCUCCUGUUAGAGGCUGCCGUACUCUUGGCGAUGCUGUGGGACUCAGAUGGGCAAAUAAUUCAACUUCAAGAUCACCGCAUGUGCACAGAGAAAUCUUCCAAGCAGUUUUGCUACACAAACACUGUAAUCCCCAAAUGGCAUGACAUAUGGACCAAAAUUCAGAUCCGAAUAAACAGCAGCAAGGUGAUCCGCAUCACCCAAGUUGAAAACGAGGAGAAGCUCAAAGAACUGGAGGAGUUUAAUGUGUGGAAUUACAUUGGCUCCUUCUUCAAAGAGAAGCUCAAUGACACCUACAUUAACAUAGGGCUGUACAGCAGUAAAACCUGCUUGAAAGUUGACCCGCUUGAACCUAACACCAAUUACAGCAUCGUAAUUGCUCGCACAUUUGAUCCCAAGCUCUUCGUGGUUUCAUUUCUGGGCCUCUUGCUGUUCUUCUGUGGUGACUUGAUGAGCAGGAGCUCGCUGUUUUUCUAUUCAGCCGGAAUAAGCAUUGGCAUGCUAAGUUCGCUGCUCGUCCUCAUCUAUCUCAUGUCUAGAAUGGUGCCCAAGAAAAGUCCUGUGUACCUCAUGCUGGCAGGAGGCUGGUCUUUUUCUGUGUACCUCAUCCAGCUGGUCUUCAGGAACCUGCAAGAGAUUUGCAAACUAUAUUGGGAGUAUCUGCUGGGCUACAUGAUUGUCGUAGGGUGCCUCAGCUUCGCCGUCUGCUACAGACAUGGCCCCCUGGAGAACGAGCGCAGCAUCAACCUCCUCACUUGGGGCCUGCAGCUCCUGGGCUUGCUGCUCCUCUAUUGCGGCAUCCAGAUACGACAGAUUGCCAUCGCCUUGAUCGUCAUUGCCCUCUGCACUAAAAACCUGGAGUACCCAGUCACGUGGGCCUAUGCCAUCUACAGGAAGGUGUGCACUGCCACAGAAAAGCCCAGCCCGCCACGUCUGUUAACGGAGGAGGAGUACCGCCUGCAGGGGGAGGUGGAGACACAGAGAGCCCUGAUGGAGUUGCGGGAGUACUGCAACAGCCCAGAAUUCUCUGCCUGGAAAGCAGUCUCCCGCAUCCAGUCUCCAAAGAGGUUUGCUGACUUUGUGGAAGGCUCCUCGCAUCUUACCCCUAAUGAGGUCUCUGUCCACGAGCAGGAAUACGGGCUGGGAGGGUCUUUCCUGGAAGAUCAGCUCUUCGAAGAGGAAGAGAUGGAUGACGAUAGCUUUGACGAGGACAAUGGCAUGGACACCUCGCUGCCCCAGAACCACUUGUCAUUCAUGCACAUGGAUUGACUGGCAGUGCCCCCUGCUGAGGCAGGGUGAGAGUUGCAGCUUGGCUGCCCCUCUGCCACAACGAGCACCUCCUACGGCAAGACGACCAUGUGUGUGGCUGUUGUAUACAGAGGCAGACACCGUUGGCAGAUGCUGCAACCUGGGGAGGGAGUGGUGUCUACAGGCCAUUAAAAGUGCUGCCAUCCAUUCCAGACAAUGAACCAAAGGUGGACUGUACAACGCUUGGCGUGCACCCAAGCGUCCUGAACCAAAGUGCCGUCCGGACUGCAAAUCAGCCUGGACCCGGGGCUGUCACUUGUGAAUGAGGCUGAGAAAUGGGUGCAGUGGGGGGGGGGUGAGACUCCUAAUGAGGAGAUUUGCUAACAUUGAGACGGGCGCUACGGAGGAAGGAAGGGCUCAAAAGAAUGGAAUCCGAUUUCCAGGUGAGGCAUGAAUUUGACACAGUGUGCUCUAAGCCGCCUCCUUGGAGACACAGAAAUGUGGUCCUUUGGGGCAGGCUUGCCAGGGUGGCCACGGGAGCUGGGCAGAAAGGCCACUUGACCCAGGAAGCUCCCAGCAGUUGUGCAGCUCUUGCUUUGGGGUUUACCCUCCACUUUGCACGGCUGCAUUUUCUUGCCUUGCCAUUCCCACAUCCGCCGGCGGCUGCCCCAUGCCGUAUCUUUGACUCAAACAAUGGAUACUCAGUAUAGAUUAGCAACACCAAGAAAAACCGAGUAGCACAACACUAUAUUCUUAAAGAUAUACAGUCAAGUGUAACAAAAAUCAAUGUCAUAGAAGAUUCUUGUGUGAGAAUCAAGUCCUCAGUAUCUGUUGAUCCCUGGUGUGAAUCCAGGGAAGACAGCCAUCCAUGUGGCAAUGUAGCACAGUUGUAGUCCACAAUACCGGUAACGUUACCAGUAAUGAGAGUGUGAUAAGGCGUGCCUGCAAAAAGCAGUUUGUACUGGUGUCCCCAUUUGUGAAAAAUUGUUUAUAUUGGGAAACUAUGAUGCAUUGAUUGCUGGUAGAGUCUACAAUUGAGAAAGGCAGGUCUGAAACCGAUAUUGUGGACUACAGUUGUGCUACAUUGCCACGUGGAUGGCUGUCUUCCCUGGAUUCACGCCAAGGAUCAACGGAUACUGAGGACUAGAUUCCCACACAAGAAUUUUCUAUGACAUUGAUUUUUGUUACACUUGACUGUAAAUUGGUAAUGUAUCUUUAAGAAUAUAGUGUUGUGCUACUCGGUUUUUCUUGAUGUUGUGUAUCUUUGGCUCAGACAGGGUUUUUAUUUGCUUCCAAACAAGAUGCUGGCACAGGGGUCUAUGUGGCCCCCACCUGCUUUUUUGUGUGUACUUGUUUUUGACGCUGUACUGGGAGGACGUGAAUUGGGGCAGUAGAAACCAACAUUGCUCACAGAGAAACCAUUGAUGGCAGUGGGCAAUUCUCUGGGCAGUUUCUAGAUAGCUCUUGAAUCCUGUAAACAGCAAUGGCUUAAAUAAAUUGUCUCUGAUUUGUAUGCCAUAAGAGGACUGCAGUUCCUUGACUGCCUCCUGUGGAAAUCCUGCAGCUGCUUCUUAGCAUCCUUCUUGGAUACUGCUAGCUCUAUGGCAAACCUGCCAGGGUGCAGAAUCUCCUUUUGUUUUUCUAUGCAGGUGUUGCUGUAACAUUCUAGGUGAGAAUUUGGCUGAGGGUUGACAGCGGUAAAUUUCCCAUAACCAACGUGUAUGUCUUUUGUUCACAUGUAGUUGUCUGAUGGUGGUGCAGGGUUCUUUUCUCCCUAAAGUCAACUGUGACUGCAAUAGGAUUUACCUUGUGGCUUGUAGCACCUUAUUCUCCCUCCUUUAUUGGUGGGUUGGCUGUUAUAGUACUCUUGAAUAAGCCGGGAAGUAUAGCAGCAUUGUGAUCAAAUACAUUAAGUGAAAGUCUGCUUUUCUGCAGAUGAAAGAACAAUCUCGUAACUGGCUCUGAAAGCAUUUUUAUCCAGACCUGUCAAAUUCUGCCACUGCCCUUUUUUUUAAUUGUGGAUAAUUCUUGAAAUUGAACAAGAGGGAGACACACUUCUGGAUUACUUUAUUUGGAUCCUAAUUGUCAUAGAGUUUGUAUCUUUGCAAAGUAGCUCUACAAAGAAAUAUAGUAAAGGCCUAUAUUUUUGGUGUAGCUGUUACUGAUAGGUUAGUGGGGAUUGGAUAUUCAAAAAGCGGAUUGUCUGGGUCUCUCUGAAGUUAUUUUCAGGGACAACCUCCUCAAAAAUAGAGUUUGCUAACAUAUGUGAGAAAACUUUGACAGGUGUCUUGUGCCUUACCGUUUGCCUGUACAAGCAAAUGCAAUAAAAGGAACAGGUAGCCAUAAUCUUCUCACCUGUUUUGGCUGUCCUGUUUCCUCUUACCAGCCUGUCACUCAAAUGUUUGCAAAGUGCUCGUACUUUGCAAAAACUUGCGACUUAAAUAUGCACAGGAGCCUUUUAUGUAUGGAAACAGCUUUCCAGUUUCAUAACUUGGGGACUGUGGAACAUAUUCAGAUUUAGUCAGAAAGCGUAGAGACCUGCGUUUGUAGACGUCCUUGACUAAGGGUUUGGGGCAACAUGGUACUGUUGCUGAAAACUGCAAGCUUUCCAUCAUUCUUCUAUCCUGCUCCCCUUGCCAUGUCUGCGUUUCUCCAGCAGAUGUGGAUGGGAAAAGGAAUGUCAGGGUUUGAGGUAGGUUGUUACAGAGAGUGAGGAGAUGACAACAUAGGGGCUGUGUGUUAUCGUUUUUACCCUCUGCUUUCCUGGAGGUGAUCUGAUCCAUCCUCUUGCGUUCUGUGUUUAGAACUCGGGUCUCAAAAGCAAAAUUGCUAGCGAUGUUCAUCCCCCCUUAAAGAGUUAAGCUGAAGUCUGAAUCACAGCCAAGCAUCCCUCUGAAUGUGUUUGAACCCCUCCUUAAAAUGUUUUUGCUUCAAGUCCUAUGCAAAAACAGCUUCAUGCACAAACUGUGACUGUUGCCUCUCUUCAAGCACUGCGACCAGCAUGAAAGCACUGUGCUUUCCCACUCAGAUCAGCUUAUGCACGUUGGCUGGGAAGGGCAAAAUUUAUGCAGUGUCUCUUAUUCCUUGUGGAAUAUAAGCCAUAAAAGGGGGUGGCGGGGAGGAAAAGAAAGGAGGUUGUCUCCUAACCAUAGAUCAAAAUGCUUGCAUAUCUUGAUUUUUUAAAAAAAAAUUAAACAUUUUUGUCUUUAAUUUUUAUUUCUUCCAUGAGGUCAAAAUAUUUUUUUAAAACACUGAAUGUACUGAUAUGCUGUUGAAAUGCUUUGAGUUGUAAAGGAUUGAGAUUUUUAUAAAUAAAGUUACGUUUUGCAGGGGAUCCUUCUCCUUGUAGGAAAA
Molecule: messenger RNA, 4711 nt
Organism: Heteronotia binoei (common prickly gecko)
Lineage: Eukaryota; Metazoa; Chordata; Lepidosauria; Squamata; Gekkonidae
Gene: NEMP1
Product: nuclear envelope integral membrane protein 1
Exons: 9
Coding region: 65-1378 (437 amino acids)
Cellular component (GO): nuclear envelope
Source: RefSeq, a predicted model, not a curated record